This is a messenger RNA of Paramecium pentaurelia, 208 nucleotides long. NCBI's taxonomy places the organism in Eukaryota, Ciliophora, Oligohymenophorea, Peniculida, Parameciidae. The record is from the annotation of a GenBank genome assembly.
AUGUCUAUACAAUUAUCCAAUUUAUAAUUUCAAAGAAGGAAUACCAUAAUAAUAUUGAGAGUAUGAUAUUUAUAUAUAUCUAUUUUAGGAAGCAUUGAAGUUUUAAUUGAAAAAAAAGAAUACUUCAAUUUAAAUAUUAAAAUUAAUGCAAAGAGAAUAAUCCUAAGAAAUAAAAGAUGUACUCCAUUUUGUUGGUUUGAAAUUAUGA